Helobdella robusta is the source of this 1436-nucleotide messenger RNA. RefSeq lists its product as hypothetical. Bases 346 to 921 code for a protein of 191 amino acids. The transcript has 5 exons. Gene Ontology annotation, cellular component: nucleus; cytoplasm. Gene Ontology annotation, biological process: regulation of cell cycle. Lineage: Eukaryota; Metazoa; Annelida; Clitellata; Rhynchobdellida; Glossiphoniidae. The record is from RefSeq and is a predicted model, not a curated record.
AAUGCCGAAAAUUUUGUUCAUGUUCUCUGUGCUAGAUAGGAUUAUUUUGAAAUGAUAUCUUUCUAGUUAAUGAAACUCGGAUGGUAUAUAAGUGUGAAUAGUUAACUUCACCACUACUACUAACAACUUACUACUUCUUCGCCUGGUUUCAAGCGCGUUAUUGUUUAGCAAAAUCGAGUUAAUUUUAUAAUAAAUAAAUAAAUAAUAGACAGACUAAAUCACAUUGCGGAUUAUUAUAUUAUAGGUACAAAUAAAAUAUUGUAACCAUAAUUAUCUGUAACUAUUGUGACGUCAUCGCGUGUUUUUGAAGAAAAAAAACUAUUUAAGAAAAAAGUGCCUGAAAAGAUGAAGCCGAAUAGAAAAUUAGAAAAUUUAAACAUCCUCAUUGCAAGCAACAUGGAGAGAGACGAGUCAUACGCUCAUGACUUGAAAGAUGUCCUGAAAACAGCUCACGAACAGGGCAGACUAACCUGCGGCAUCUACGAAUGUGGAAAAAGAUUAGAAAACAAUCCAGAUGACAUAAUGUUAUGUAUUCUACCGGUGUCUUCAAAGCAAGAAGACCCGACACUUCACAUCCACCGAACACUAAUUAGUGCGUUCUGUCUAGAGGAAGGCAUCCAUAUUGUAAACGUGAGCAGUGCGGACAGUUUGAAAAAUCUCUUCACCUCCAAAUUUGGCUCCGUGAAUUCAGAUGGGGAGGACAUUGUCUAUGAUGACGUCGUUGAUGACGUCAUUGGUGAUGAUGUAGUAGAGGGGAAUGCUUGUUCCAAUGCUGAUAGUAAAGAUUACAAUUGUCUCCUGGUCGAGAUACCGAUUGAAAAUCUAUCCCAAUCCGAGGAAAAGAUCCUAAAUCUAUUGGACUACUAUCAAGAUGAAUUCCCAUUGGUCGACCUCGAUUUUAUCGGGUUGCGCUGCUGUUAGAUGAUUGGCUGCUGAAAAUAGCACGUCUGAAUACGUGAGUCAUCGUUUCCCGAUAGCCAGUUUCUGGUUGUAACUGUUACAAAAAAGGGCACUUCUAACUUGUUGCAAAACCAACAACUGAAGCAACAUAGCACCGACUGAAUGCCGGGUCGACAGUUUCGCAGAGACACACAACUACAACAGCUACAACUUCAGUAGUACAACUGCUGCUACUGCUGCUGCUACUACUACUACUACUGCCGCAACGACAGCUAGUACUACUGCUACUACCUCUACAACAACUGAAGCUACUUUCACUACUACAACUGUUACUUCCACAAAGACUAUUACUACUACUUUUCGUAUAAUAAUAACAAUAAUUAUACCAAAAGGAACUACUAUUAUUACCAACUAUAAUUAUUAUUAAUUAUAAUUUUUAUAAAUAUCUGACAGUGGCUAAUUAUGUACAAUGCCAACAAUCUCAUUUCUUAUCGUUCAUCCAAUGGUCAUUUAUCAUCAUCAUUAUUAUCAUCAUU